Molecule: messenger RNA, 461 nt
Organism: Adineta steineri
Lineage: Eukaryota; Metazoa; Rotifera; Eurotatoria; Adinetida; Adinetidae
Source: the annotation of a GenBank genome assembly
AUGGAUAUGGAAAAUAUUCGUCAAGUACUUGAAGAUGCUGCUCAAACAUUCUUAUCAGCUGCUAAUACAAUUACAAAUGAACGACGUCGUGAAGCUGAAAAAGUAUUUUUACAAUUUCGUCGUUCACAAUUUUCACUUGAUUUAUAUCGAUAUUUAAUUGAACAUUCAUCAUCAAGUUAUGUUGUUUAUCAAACAUUAACAGCACUUCGUGAAGGUAUUGUUAAAGAAUGGUCAUCAUUAGAUGAUCCAUUAAAAGAACAAGUUGUACAAUAUCUAUUAUCAUAUAUUUAUACACAUUAUUCAACAUUAUCUGUACAUGUACGAGAACAAGCAUUACAAAUUCUUGUUGUUAUUAAUAAACGACGAAAAGCACAACGUACACAAAUACCCAAAAAUGGUUUUACUGUUAGUAUAGCAUUAAGUAAUCUUUUACAAUCAAAUAAUGAUAAAGAAUUUCAAUU